UAUUGGCUAAAGACCUCUUGUUUGUGUCGGAAGUGGCUGUUGACAGCUUGAGCUCUUCCUCCUACUUUUUCUCUUUCACUUCCGCCCUUCCUUGCGCAGCGGUAUCUCCCUCCCUGGGCUGUCCGAGGUGACUGACGGGAAGGCGGAUCCUGGAGUAGCUUGUGUGUAAACGGGAUUUCCUUAUUCCGGUGUUACCUGCUGCAGCUGUUGUGGUGUCUCUUGUAUUGAAACACCCUCCGGCCUGUGACACCUAGGGAAUGCACCACGGAGCUCGCCAUGAGCAGCACACCCGAGCUGUGCGGCCCCGGGGAAGGCGACAAGGUGUAGUCUUGCCUUUGUAAAAUACAAGUACCAAAAGUAUGGAGCCUGAAAUUAUCCGAAUGUAUUCUUCAUCCCCUCCUCCACUUGAUAAUGUUGCUGAUGAUGAUGACGAAGAUGAGUUUGGAGAAUUUGGGGGCUUUUCUACAGUUAAUAACUCCGGUUUUGCAGAUUUUAGCCCUGGUAAUUAUCCUCAAGAGGACUUUUUACACUCUAAACAUUUCAUGCCAAUUCAUGAUUACGCUGAUAAUGUAAAUAACUUUAGUAGCCUUAAUUCAAUUAAUGAAAAAGAGAACUUUAGUGACCAUACUGGUUCUAAGAAGGGCUCUUCCAACGUGUGCGAAACAAAUAUCAGCAAUGAUGCAAUCCAGUUUAAUGCUGCUGCAGUUGAAAUUAAAGGGAGCACAGGAGAGAAGGUGAAGACGGUUGAUAUCCAUAUAAAUUCAGAAAGCAAUGGUACUGAAGUCAAUAGCAGAUGCCAGGAACAACCUGUUAACACCUGUAAUGGUGAGAAACUACACUGUCUGGAGAAUCUCACAAAUGGGUUUGCAGUGGAAGAUUCUGUUAACCCUCAGGGAAUAGAUGAUCUGGACAGCGUCAGCAAUUCAAAGGGAUUUAAUACUAAUAGAGUGCACAGUCCGGGCUUAACUUUAGACUUUACACCUAGUCCUAGUGAGGACUUUGCAGACUUUUCCUCAUUUUCAGUGCCCAUAGAAGAUGGAGAACUUAACAUUCAAACUGAAUUUUCUGAUGGAUCGACUAGUAUUAAAACUAACUGUACAGUAAGUAGAGUUGAUGAUUAUUGCCACUUUGAAACUCAUGUACCUAGUGAAAUAGGUGAUGAACCUAUUGAUCAGGUUCUUAGUAAUUGCACUUCAAAAACACACACAGUUAUUGAAAACAACGAGCCUCCUAAAAAUGUCUCCCUUACGCCAGAUAUCAACACAUCUGUCAGUGUUACUUUUCCUCCAGGGGAUGUUGUUACAGGAGACUUUGUUGGUAUUGCACAAUUUAGUGAAAAUGAUGAGGAAGAAAUGUUACAAUCUGCUGAUGGAAUUAGUUUGUGUGUACCUGACAAUUUGGAAGGUAUUAAAAACAUUGAGCAUUGUUUAAGAAUGGAAAAUAACAAUUUUAAAAAUGAGUUAUCCAAUAUUUCGGAUAGCCAAAGAUUGAGUAAAAGUGUCCCUUCAGUUCACCCUGAUGAUGUCUCAUUUGGAAAUUUUGACGGUAAUAUUGAAGAUCUGCCAUCAUUUACAGACCAGAGUAAAUCAGAUGAUUUAUUCAAAGACAACGUAUCACCAGAUAUGAUUGUAAAUGAAUUAAAUGAUGAUUUUUGUGAAUUUGAAGAUACAAAUGUUACUUUUCAAGAAGACCUACACCAUAUUUCAAAUGAAAGGUUGGUGUUUCAUAGCUCAGGUGACAAAUAUCUGGAUACAGAACAUAAUGAGGGCUCUGUUUCCUUAGUGAACAAUGAUGGUUCCAGUACUUUUCAAGACACUGAUGAUUUUGCGGACUUCAGUUCUGCUAAUAACACUAAUCCAGUUUCAGAGUGGAAAGCAUUUGAUAAUGACCAGUCAGAGACAACUUGGACUGCAUUUGAUGAAAAAAAGGUAGACCACUUACCUACGGAGGCUGAUUCUUGGACAACGGGUGAUAAUCAUGACCAGGUUCUAUCUGUGGAAAAUGUAACACUGGAAAAUGUACCUUUGUCUACUAUUCAGGAAGCUGGAUCUCAUUUGGUUUCUGAAGGAUUAUCUUCAACCUCUCAGCAAUCAUUAUUGAGCCGCCUUGAGCGAAUUGUCUCAGUCUGUUUUCCUCUUUCUCCUGUUGUUGAAGUUGAACAUGAUAUAUUAUCCCUGGAGCAUCUUCUAAACCGUGACAAGUGUAAGGAAACAUCUGAAUCUUUGUCUAGGGAAGUCCCGAACAUUUGGACAGAUAUUCAAGAUAUUCAUGAAGCCUUUGGACUGAAGUACCAGUGGGGCGGUUCUCACAGCAACAAAAAGCUCCUGUGCUCGCUUGGAAUUGACACAAGGAACAUUCUAUUUACAGGCAACAAAAAGCAACCAGUAAUUGUGCCGAUGUAUGCAGCUGGUCUGGGUAUGCUAGAGCCAACCAAGGAACCUCUAAAGCCUUUAUCAGCUGCAGAAAAGAUAGCAUCAAUAGGGCAAUCUUCACCUGUUCCUUCAGAAGAGAGCAUCAUUACUUCCGAUCCAUUGCAGGAAUCCCUCCCACCCAUCCAGUUUGACUGGAGUAGCAGUGGCCUUACCAACCCGUUAGAUGCAUUGUUAUGCUCCUAAUAAGCAUGCUACCCCAUAUUUGCACAUUUAAAUAAUGGUUUGGGAUGGGCAGCACAAAAUGUAAAUAUGUCCAUUUAUCCAUUUCAUUUAAGCACUGUUUUUAUAAUGUCAGUAAUCUUUGCUAGUACUGGCUUAAUGUUUCAGGGAAAAUAUUACCGUAAAUCAGUAUUAUUGACACACAUUAGAAAAUGCCAUCCUAUUUCAUUGGCUGGAAAGCAAACCUGAAUCUCUUUCAGAUGAAGGAAAGCCUGGAUGGACUGUUUCAGUUUUAUUUAUUUAUUUUUAAAGUUCUGUUUUCUGGUGUUCUGUUACUUUAUCAAAUCUUUUUUCUGUCUAUAACACAUGAUCUAUGUUCAGUGCAUUAACGAGGAACAAUUCAGUUCUGUUUUCAGUAUUAACAUUAAUGAUGAAAUAUUCUGUAUUCAAUACAUUUCAUUUGAAUAAUAUACUUUAAUAUUGGCAAAAUAUGUUUUAAAGCUUUUAUAGCCGUUUUUACAAAUGGCCCGAGAAACUAAAAGUUUUACAGUUGUUUGUUUACUCUUCAUGUUUUUCUCAUACGCCUGCUUGUCCACCGAGAUAUUCACAUUAGGACAUUACUUUAUGGCUACGAUAAGCUGAAUUGUUUCUCUUUGUCCUCUAGUAUUAGUUGUGCAUCUUCUUCCCUUAUUAAUUCCACAAGUCUGCAAAUAUAUGUUAAACAUUAGUUUGCUGAAUACAUUUUUGUAUGUGCAAUUAUAUAAACUACAAAGGGUCGAAAUGCAUAACUUAAUGAGACAUUUUACUAAAAAAAUAUCAUUUAUAUUAAAGAAUAACAUUUAAACAUGAGAAUGUGCAGUAGCAGAAGCAUGGGCCAAUGAGCAUUACUAGGAAGUACCCAUCAGCCAAUGAGCAUUACCAGGAAGUACCCAUCAGCCAAUGAGCAUUACCAGGAAGUACCCAUCAGCCAAUGAGCAUUAGUAGAAAGUACCCAUCAGCCAAUGAGCAUUAGUAGAAAGUACCCAUCAGCCAAUGAGCAUUAGUAGAAAGUACCCAUCAGCCAAUGAGCAUUAGUAGAAAGUACCUAUCAGCCAAUGAGCAUUAGUAGAAAGUACCCAUCAACCAUUGAGCAUUACUAGGAAGUUCACAACCAAUGCUGCUGUACUCAUUUAAAUUUUAAACAGUUUAUUUAUUUGUUUUUCUUUUUGCAUGAAAAAUUUGGAAAUUAACAUGUUUAAAUGCUGCUCAUUUAUAUAAAUGAUAGAAAAAAUGCGUAUAAUGUCCCUUUAACAUUUUCAGUUCUUGUUUUAUUUACUAAUAAGAAUAUAAAGCUGUCUAUGGAAUAUAUACUGGUGACUUGCAUGUUCAAGUAUGUCUUACCCUUUUUACACACAAACCCAUUCCUUUGGCUUGCCUUCUUUACGGCUGAUUACCAACACGGUCACUGC
This is a messenger RNA of Bombina bombina (fire-bellied toad), 4039 nucleotides long. It is a transcript of the gene AFTPH, whose product is annotated as aftiphilin. The record is from RefSeq and is a predicted model, not a curated record. The transcript has 8 exons. Gene Ontology annotation, cellular component: trans-Golgi network membrane; AP-1 adaptor complex. The coding region runs from base 360 to 2615 and encodes 751 amino acids. Gene Ontology annotation, molecular function: clathrin binding. Gene Ontology annotation, biological process: intracellular transport. Lineage: Eukaryota; Metazoa; Chordata; Amphibia; Anura; Bombinatoridae.